Messenger RNA from Cuscuta campestris, 3494 nucleotides. The record is from the annotation of a GenBank genome assembly. NCBI's taxonomy places the organism in Eukaryota, Viridiplantae, Streptophyta, Magnoliopsida, Solanales, Convolvulaceae.
GACUGUCCGGCGGCAUUACGCCCCCACUGUCCGGCGGUAUCACGAAGGUAGGGGUUCAUAUUUCCGAAAGAAUCUACCCGAUGGGGAUCGACGGUGGAACUACUCCCCAAGAAGGGUUACCUACUUCUCCUCGUACCACGGCAGCGAAUCUAAACCAUGGUCAAACAGAUGGGCAGCGACUAGCCCAAGGAGAUUCAGGAACUGCGAAAAGUGGGAUUCAAAUCGAAAGGAAGCCUCAAACCUGCGUUACCACGGACCAAAUCUUGAUGGGUAAGGUAGGGUCUCCGCUCUCAUAGAAAGUAAGGCUUUCAAUUUCAGUUCUUCCGCAGGGUUUGUCCAUAUCUCUGAGUCAAAAAGAGGUAUAUCUCAGACUAUUUGUCUCUAAAUCUGCUGGUAAAUGGUUAAUUGAUAAUCUAGGAAGCCACAGAAAGGGCUGGUCGUUAACCUGGUAUGAGGGGGAUUCCUCUUUAAAUGUUCUUUGGGAUUCCAAUACUUUUGGUUCGUAUAUACGGUUAUCACAGACUAAAGAGGGUUCUCACUCUCAGAUUUUCAUACGCGUGGGUUUGGGAAACAAAGGCAUUCAUCUGUUUCAUAAAGCCCUUAAAUUCUUUGAAAGUUUAAGGAGGAAAUGCAGAGGGAACAAGAUAGACGGGAAGAACAACUCAUAGAUUGGUUCGAGGAGGAAAAGAUAGCGAAAAUUAUCUCAAUCUCCUCAGGACUUAUGGGGAUAGAUAUAGCAAGGGCCACCAAUUAAAGAACGAAUAUGGAACAGGAUAGUGGAAAUCAUCAUCGAAAAAUAAGAAAUAUGAGAGAAAAAUUGGCAUUAUUUUUAUAAAAAGCUCUCUCCCAUGCAGUUUGAGAAUCAUAGUAAUUAAAUUUUUGAAUUUGUCCAUUGGCCAUGAAAAAAUCUUUGGCUUUAUGGGGUUCUUGUCCCCAGUCUGAAAUAGUUAAAACUUUAAAAAUUCGGACUUUGCAGUAUCUGGCUUUUGCAGGAUUCGUAUGGUCAAGGAUGUAUUGGAAACGAGCAGAAUUGGUUGUGGUUAAAAUGGUUUCGUAAAAUUGCUGACUUUUUUUGAAGUUGUCUGGAAUAUAGAAAUGAGAUUUUGGUAAAAUUGUUUCAACGGCUUGGUAGGAAGUAAUGUUUGGAUUUAGUUGAAGGUAUCUUCCUAUAUACAAUGGUAAGAGGGCUUUAGGAACAGUGUUCCCGCCCAUUUCAUCAGCUACAGUACUCGGAAAAUUUGGACCGCACAAUCCAGUAAAAAAAUUUGGCGAAGCUUCCUUCAUACUCAUUUCAUUUUAGUGUACGGAUUCCCAGUCCACAUUGGAUAUUGGACUCCGUAUUCUAGAUGUAGAGAGAGAGAGCGUGUGGAGAAUCCCGCCGGACCAGCAAAGAUUUGAUCUCCCGGAGGCAACUUGAAGACAGUCGGACCCUUGCCUACUACAACAUCUAAAAAGAGUCUACUCUGCAUCUGCUGUUGAGGCUCCGUGGUGGAAUCUCUCUAGGCUUCAGAGCUUUGAACCAUGAGAGGAAGUAAUCAAGAUGUCAUUGAUGCACAUUUUGCUGACAAAACGUAAUAUGACGGCUAAGUGAAUAAUGCACAUGUUUACCUUUACAUGUCUAAUGCACGGACUUGCUAAUCCAAAUUUCACUGCUUCAUAUUCUAACAACUUGGCUUAGAGAAUAAUCUGCAAUGAUUAUUUUAGUAUUUAGUUCAAUAUAACUUCCAUAUUCUGAUAUGAGUUUUUGUUCACUUAAUUAGCUAUUUUCUCUGCAGACCCAUUCUAUUUCAACUCUGCCAUGUUCGUAAGUGUAUUGUGUAAGAGCUCAGUAUGUUUUUCUUUUUAUUAUAAAAUAUAAUUUCAUCAUAUUUAUAUACUGAGCAUAUUCAUAUGAAAGAGGUCAAUUUUAAUACACUGAGUGUUUUUUGAAGCCCGUUCUAAUGAUAAUAUGUUUCUGAACAUGAUCUUCAUGAUCUUUAUGUUGUGUGUUUAUUCCUAUUUGGUACUCAUAACUGUAUGUUUGGUUGUGGGUUUUUAUUGACUGAAAGAAUUGAAUCUUUUGAAUGGUUGAUUCACACUUUUCUAGAAGCAAUGGGUGGGUUGCAUCCUAAGAUUAUUAUGACUGACCAGUCUUUUGCAAUGUCUUCUGCAAUUUCUUCAGUAUUCCCUAAUUCCAAACAUCGUCUAUGUGUAUGGCACAUUUCUGAAAAUUCCAAGAAGCAUAUAAGGGAUUUGAGGAACCAGGAUGGUUUUUUGGAUCUUUUCGAUCAUGUUCUGAAACUUUGUCAUACCAUUCCUGAGUUUGACUAUUACUGGAAUAGGUUGGUUACAGAGUAUUCGUGUAUGAAUAAUGAUUGGUUAAAGAAGCUUUAUAACAUUCGAGAGAAGUGGUGCCCAGCAUUUUCAAAGGAUUUCUUCUCUGCUGGUAUUUUGUCUUCCCAACGUAGUGAGUCAACCAAUCAUGCCUUGUCUAGGAAAGUAAGUGCAACUGCUACUCUAUGUGAUUUUUAUCAUUUCUUCUGUGAAACUGUGAGUGAAUGGCGUAGUCAUGAGAGGAGUGAUAAUGAACGAUGUUGGGAGGGAUUUCCAGAGAUUGCUAUCCCUUAUGUGAGUUUACUCUAUCGAGCCUCAAGAGUCUACACCAUUGAUGCAUACAUGUUAUUUGAGAAGGAAUUUAUCAAAAGCUUGUCUCUUAAACAUGAGAUCAGACAUUCAGAUGGCAGUUCGCUUCGUUAUUUGGUGUAUGUGCCAACUGACAGUGUUUUUCCAUACUUUGUUCUCUAUGAUACUUCCACUGACAGUGCUAGUUGUACGUGCAAACACUUUGAAGAAGCUGGCAUUCUUUGUUCUCAUAUUCUGCGAAUUUAUCACAUUCAUUGUGUUGAAAAUAUCCCAAGUUGUUAUAUUUUGAAACGUUGGUCACGUAAUGCGAAGUCAUUUGAAGAAUCCCAUAUUGCUUCAUGUUCUAGGUUUCCUAUUUUACCUUCUGUUUGGCGCUUACAGAUGCAAAGGAAAGUUCACAAAAUUUUGUCUUCGAGUGAUUCCAAUGAAGUAGCUAGGGCUUUGUGUGAGGAAGCAUUUAACAAGUUGAAAGUCGAUGUUGAAGCUCAUGUUGGCAGCAUUUAUUUUUCUGAUACUGAUUCACCUCAUAAUGGAGAAGUUCAGAUCAGUAAUCCAAAGGGUUCGAGGAAUAAGGGAGAAAGGAAUGUUAGGCGGAAAAGUGUUAGAGAAAAGAAGACUAAUCAAGCUAGAGGCCGAAAACAAGCUGUCCACCGGAGUGCUUCUACAUGUUGUGCAGAACUUCCAAGUUCAAUGGCUUGUUCUUCAUUGUUAGAUACAUGAAUUAUGAUUUGUUCACUUUUUACCUUAAAUGUUUAAAUGUUUGAGUAUACCAGGGUGGAAAUAUUUAUCGGCAAUGAAUUGGAAAUGUUCACUUUGGAGUUAUUUUGAGUUUUGAAAAAGUUUAUAGGCAAUGAGUUGGCAUUGGUUUUGUU